AUGUCCGGGGUCCGGCGCUCCAACUCGUCGGGCAUCGGCAAGCUGUUCCUAAACGGCAAGUACUCGGAUCUCAUCAUACGGUGCCAGGGCACCGAUUUCCGGGUCCACAGGGCCAUCGUCUGCCCGCAGUGCCCCUUCUUGGACGCGGCCUGCAGUUCAGGGUUUCGGGAGGAAUAUGAGGGUGUCAUUGAGCUGCCAGAGGACCGUCCAGAUGUAGUGCAAAAAUUCCUCGAGUUCUUAUACACCGAGGACGUAUCAGACCCCGGCUUUCUAGAAAGCUCACCAACGUCUCCCGCCUCGCGGUCGAGUCCGCGCCUGGGGUUCCAGCUUGCCAUCGCGGGCCUACCCGCCGACGAGCACCACCACCAGGAACAGCAAGGAUCAACAGGGCACCACCACAACUACCACCCCACACACCAGCAACGCUCUACAAUGAGCCAACAACGACAAGACGCGGGAAGCCACUACGCGGCCAGCGGCCCCUCGGCGGCCCCUCGCAGCGACGCUAUCGAGAGCCUGUACCUGUACAUGCGGCUGUACGCCAUGGCGGAUAAGUACGACGUGCCGGCGCUGGCGGACCUGGCGGCGGGCCGGUGGGAGCGCGCGGCGCGCGGCGGGUGGCGCGGCGUGGCCGACUGGGGCGCCGACCCGCGCGUGGCCGACGUGCUGCUGGAGCUGUUCGACUCGACCCCGCCCUCGUGGGCCAUCGCUGACACGUCGGCCUCGUCGCACGAGGACAGGCUGCGGGGCCUGGCGCGCGACCUCGUCGCCUCGUGCUACCCCGCCGCUCGCCAGAACGUCCGCCCCGUCAUGAUGGCGCACCCCGAGCUCGCCGUCGGGGUGCUGGACCGGGUGCUGGGCAUCACCGACGAGCCCCCGGACAUGGGGUUUCUACCCCCCCUGAGGCUGGAUUCUGGGUCGAUGACGAAAAUGGGUUUUCUGUUUCGUUUAGCGCUCGGGCCAAGCGCCAGCGCCAGCCCACCGUUGUGGCUGCCCGCCCCAGGCAGUAACCGCGGCUUCUGCUACGAUGAAAACCAGCAGUUGACGGUAAACUUUGACGACGGCGGUGACCUGACGUCGCCGCUCUUUGAUCUCUCGUCUUUCCCGCAUCAAUUUGAAGACUCCGCCUGCGCACCUCUUUUACCAGACCUCUCCAACCCGACCAUCGACUUCCUCGACCAGGCCCUCUGGGACUCGGCCACUGUCACGUUGGAUCCUACGACCGUCUUCGCCUCGGUCCCGCCUGUUCCCGCCCUAGCUCUGCAAAGUCCCGACUCCUUCGGCGAUGUGGAGACGACGCCUUCCCUUGCGUCGAGCGUCUCUUCUCUGAGCCCGAAGGAGCCCCUUGGUGACCAUCUUUUGUUCGGCGACCUUGUCGUCGCGCCCUCGCCUGCUCGCAAUGCCUCUUCCAGCCCCGCCGCCGUCGCCGAGAAGCCACGCGCGUCCUCUUCCAAGACAAGUAAGAAUAAGAAGAUGCCCCCGGCGCCCGCCAUGUCCGUCUUCUCCGUGAACGCGUCGUCGGGCGGCGGCCGGAAGCGGUCGCGGGAGCAGUCCACGGCCGACGAGGACGAGGACGACGUCGCGCUGGCGGACAAGCGCCGGCGCAACAACGCGGCGGCCGCAAAGUACCGCCAGAAGAAACUCGACCGCAUCUCGGAGCUCGAGGAGGUCGUCGCCGACGUCUCCAAGGAAAGGGACGAGCUGAAGCUGCAGCUGGCCAGGAGGGACGAGGAGAUUAGGAUCCUGAGGGAGAUGCUCAUAGCCAAGAAGUAG
Gaeumannomyces tritici R3-111a-1 is the source of this 1773-nucleotide messenger RNA. RefSeq lists its product as hypothetical. Gene Ontology annotation, biological process: regulation of DNA-templated transcription. The record is from RefSeq and is a predicted model, not a curated record. The transcript is spliced from 5 exons. Gene Ontology annotation, molecular function: protein binding; DNA-binding transcription factor activity. NCBI's taxonomy places the organism in Eukaryota, Fungi, Ascomycota, Sordariomycetes, Magnaporthales, Magnaporthaceae. Bases 1 to 1773 code for a protein of 590 amino acids.